Phlebotomus papatasi is the source of this 2405-nucleotide messenger RNA. It is a transcript of the gene MsrA, whose product is annotated as peptide methionine sulfoxide reductase. NCBI's taxonomy places the organism in Eukaryota, Metazoa, Arthropoda, Insecta, Diptera, Psychodidae. The coding region runs from base 209 to 904 and encodes 231 amino acids. Gene Ontology annotation, molecular function: peptide-methionine (S)-S-oxide reductase activity. The record is from RefSeq and is a predicted model, not a curated record. The transcript has 4 exons.
UGUUGAAAAAUUUAGUUUUCAUCCUGACUCUUGAGUGGAAAGUUCUCUUUGGAGAAAUAAAUUCCAAGAAUCCUUUUUCUUGGUGACCGUUAAUUGAAUCUCUUGUGACUUGAUUUUUCGCUGAUUGCUCGCGGAUUUUGUGCGAUUAGAAAAUCAUUUUGUGUUCUGAGUUUUUGUUUUAUAAAUAAACUACAUAAAAUCACAGAAAAUGGUUGAGACGAACAACCUGAUUAUUGAGGAGGAAGGCGCGAAACCUCUGCACCAUGUUGAUGUGCCUUUUGAGAGAGCAACCUUUGGUAUGGGCUGCUUUUGGGGCAUCGAUAGCCUCUUUGGGGCCACUCAGGGAAUACUCCGGACUCGAGUGGGCUACUCUGGUGGCACUACAAGUAAUCCUGUGUACAAAGACCUGGGUGAUCAUACCGAAGUUAUUGAGAUCCAUUACGAUCCCAAGAGAAUCUCCUACAGCCAAUUGCUGGAGCUGUUCUGGAACAAUCAUGAGUACGGAUUGUGCACAAAGAUCAAGCGUCAGUAUGCCAGCUUGAUCAUCUAUCACACAGAGGAGCAGAAGAAGAUCGCUGAGCAGAGCCUGGAAUUGGAGCGGGAGAAUAGGGCACCAGAGGAGAUCACCACAGAAAUCCUCCCGUGCGAUAUCUUCUACCCAGCUGAAGACUAUCAUCAGAAAUAUCGCCUUCAGAGUCACAAAGAGCUGACCAAAUCGCUGGGAAUAGACUCGAGGCUCCUGCAGACAUCCCAUGUGGCUGCCAGGCUCAAUGGGUACCUUGUGGGAGUCGGUGGUGUGGGUCAGUACCUCAAAGAGGCUGACAGUUUGGGUCUUACUGAGGAUCAGAAGGAGUAUGUGAGGAAAUUCGUGGAGGAAAAUGAAGGAGGUGGUCUCUUCUGCUGACUUUAUCACUACCAGUCCCCCUUCAAUGCUACAAGAGGCACUCUAUCAGAGAUUUUCAUGUAUUAUCAGUUCCAUUUUUACAUUUAUAAGGAGUAUUUUACAGUAUGGCAAAUUAAAUUGAGAAAAAAUUCGGAAAAUUCCAUUUUUCUUUGUAUAAUUGCAAUUAACACUUUCGCGUCACACUUUUAUUCAUCAGAUGAAUUCAUGUAAAAUUGAGUUUUUCCUAAUGCUUUAUGAUCAAAUAUAAUAGUUCUGAGAGGAAAAAAAAUUUCCAUUGCGUAAAAACUCGGAAAAACCCCGGGUCAUAUAUGACCCUGUUGUCCUCAAGGGAAGUGUACAUAACAUUUUCAAAAUAUAUAUCACCGGCUUUUUGAGAGUAUUUUUUUUUGCUUGAAGUUAUUAAUUUGGCCAAAACCAUGGCAAACAGGAUUGUCUUGAUCGAAAUUAUAGUGAUUUUUGAUCUCAAAUAUUUUCUUUUCCUGAAUAUCUGGAGUCUUGAGAAAAUUAGCCAAGAAUCUUACAUCCUUCUAUUACGAUGUCGUGCACAAACCGAUAGAUUUCAAUUAAUGUAAAUAGUCAAAAAAAAAUUGUUUUUUCCCGGGUCAUAUAUCGUCAGUUCAAUCAGCAUUUGUCGUAACUUCAUUUUUGCGAUUUUGAUAUAUGUACAUAUUUAGAAUCGGCGUAAUUUUGUUUAUUAAACGCAUAUGAGAAAAAUAAACUUUUAUAAUCCCAAUAAAAAUUAUUUUAAGCAAAAAUUAUCGUAAGUGUUCUUAAUUAAUAAAAAAUUAUCAGAAUUUGUCGUAACUUCCAUUUUUGGGGAAGUUACGACAAAUUUUCAUACAAAAUUUGCUCUAAUCAGCAUUUGCCGUAACUUUUUUAGCUCGCCUGCGUGGCUUGUAAUUUGCAGCAAAAAUUUAAUAUUUCUCAUUAAAACGUUCACAAACUCUUCCAAAUAUCCAAAGACAGUGCGAAUAAUGCAACAUUAAAUCAUUUUAAUUCAAUAUUUGCGAGAAAAAAUUGAGAAAAAAUCCCUGCCCAUCUGUCAUUAAUUCAAAACAAAACAAGCGAUGCGGCGCACAAAAUUUAUUAAAUCAUUUUAUAAAGAUUUUCUUGAGUUAACUUACAGUUUAUUCGUGCCACUUUUAUUAUUUUGACUCAAAAGUAUUGCAUUCGGGGCUCAUUUUUAAGGAAAAUAAUGUUGAACUGAAAAUUUCGUCUCCUGAAAUGUUGUUAAAAGGAAGUUACGACAAAUGCUGAUUUAACUGACGAUCUGUCAUUAAUUCAAAACAAAACAAGCGACGUGGCGCACAAAAUUUAUUCAACAAAAGUUACGAAAUAAAAGCUUUUAGGGACAGGGACCACAGUUUAAUUGACUAAUUUAGUGAAAUAAAGGCACUCAUUAUCACUAGAGUAAAUAAAAUUGAUAUAGGGGAAGGUCGUCUGCCUGCAAACGAAAAAUGGAGUUCCAAAUUUAAGAUUUUUUUCUGAAGAAUCUACAAAA